Molecule: messenger RNA, 501 nt
Organism: Gordionus sp. m RMFG-2023
Lineage: Eukaryota; Metazoa; Nematomorpha; Gordioida; Chordodea; Parachordodidae
Exons: 1
Coding region: 1-501 (166 amino acids)
Source: RefSeq, a predicted model, not a curated record
AUGCUAAAGGACAUGCCGACGAACGAUAAAUACCAUCAGAAAGCCUCUACACUCUUGGGUGCCAGGAAGUUAGAACGAAACGUAGACGACGAUUGGGAGACGCUAACUGCGGACAUAAAGGAAACGGCGAUUCAGAUUCUAGGACAGACCAAAGGAGGCAAAGCUUUGAAUAAGGAACUACGGUGGUGGAAUCAAUCGGUUAGGGAUUUCAUCGAAAGAAAGAAAAUUCUAUAUAGACGGUGGCAUAAAUCUAAAAAUUCGGAGGAUUAUCAAGAAUAUAGAGAGGCAAAGAGAGCCGCGAAGAAGGCCGUUGCAAUAGCGAAGAAUUCUGCGUACACCGAGAUGGCAAACAAACUGGAUCAUAAAGGGGGCGACAGGCUUAUGUACAAAUUGGCCAAGAUAAGGGAGAAGAAAAGUCGCGAUGUCGGAGUCCUUAAAAUAGUCAAAAACGAGGAGGGUCAAACCUUAUUCAAGCCGAAGGAGGUGAUGGAAAGGUGGUAA